CCCUAGCCACGGCUAGUGAAGACCUGCGAAGUUUGUCUGUUCCGGGGCACCGUAGCGGCUCUUACCGGGGCCCGGCGGGCCGGGUUCAGUGGGGCAGGGCUGAGCCAAGCGGCUUGGAGCCCGGCUCAGCCCGGGAGACCCCGAUGGUUGCGGUGUUUCUUGUCACGCUUUAUGAAUACUCGCCGCUUUUCUGUAUCGCGGUGGUAUUUACCUGCUUCAUCGUGACCACCGGCCUGGUACUAGGAUGGUUUGGUUGGGAUGUUCCAGUACUUCUGAGGAAUUCAGAACAGACUCAGUUCAGCACAAGAGUUUUCAAAAAGCAAAUGAGACAAGUGAAGAACCCUUUUGGCUUAGAGAUCACUAACCCAUCCACAGCUUCGAUUACAACUGGAAUAACCCUGACAACAGAUUGCCUUGAAGAUAGCCGCCUUACAUGCUACUGGGGGUGCAGUGUCCAAAAAUUAUAUGAAGCUCUGCAGAAGCACGUUUACUGCUUCAGAAUAAGCACUCCCCAUGCAUUGGAAGACGCCUUGUAUAGUGAAUAUCUCUACCAAGAACAGUAUUUUAUUAAAAAGGACAGCAAAGAAGAAAUAUAUUGCCAGUUACCAAGAGAUACUAAAAUUGAAGACUUUGGCCCAGUGCCCAGAUCUCGCUAUCCAUUGGUAGCACUGUUGACCUUAGCUGAUGAGGAUGACCGAGAAAUUUAUGAUAUUAUUUCCAUGGUGUCAGUAAUUCAUAUUCCAGAUAAGACAUAUAAACUUUCCUGCAGAAUAUUGUAUCAAUAUUUACUACUGGCUCAAGGUCAAUUUCAUGAUCUGAAGCAACUUUUCAUGUCCGCAAAUGACAAUUCCACUCCCUCCAGCAGUCCCUCUCCAGAAGGAAAAACCACUGACCAGACUCUCUUGGAAAAGGCUGGACUGUGUGAUGGUGACAUGGAGCCAUCGGAGGAGAACAGCAAGGACUGUGUGGUUUGCCAGAAUGGUAGUGUGAACUGGGUGCUCUUGCCCUGUCGGCACACAUGCCUGUGCGACAGCUGCGUCAGGUAUUUCCAGCAGUGUCCAAUGUGCAGGCAGUUUGUGCAGGAAUCCUUUCCUCUCUGCAAUCAGAAGGAAGGAGCAAGAUAAAGACAAGCUGAAAACUCUUUGAGGAUGUGUGGCUACAACCAUAAGUACAGUUGCUACCUAAGAGGCAGAAAUCUGAGUCCUCAGAUCAAUCACAUGGAAUCCACAAUAUUGACCCUCAAAGAACUUACUCCUCUCACUUCCUAUUUGUUCAUGGAUGAUGGAAAUUAAUUCUUCCUGCCUAGUAUGAUGAACACUGGAGUCCUAUCUUUGUUCAUACAGAAAAAUUCAUUCAGCUCUUGAGAAGAAUGUCCACACUUCGCUUUUUAUCAACUUGAAGAUUUUACACAUUGUUAAUGAAAAAAUUCACUUUGAAAAACAACCCUUCAGAAAUCUGAGGAGGUCUGAGUCUCCAAAUGGCUAUUUUCCCUUUUACAUAAUCUGGAGUGAAGUUAGGAAAAAUGUGAAUUCUUUAAAGUAUGUGCUCCAGUUUAUAAAGAAGUGGAAAGAGUUUCUUACCUGAAAUCCUUUCCUGAAACUUGUUUUUAUAACUAUCCCGCUGUUUGAUUUCUAAUUUCCUUAUCAUCAUUGUUAUCUAAGCACAAAUCUUAAUUUUUAAAUUUGGAUUCUUAAAUCAUAAAUGCAAGGUAAAAUUCUUGACUAUUCUCACUGUAUCUUAGAUUACAAUGAUAUUCACCUACAGAAGCAGAUAUAUGAAGCCUGAAUAAUAAAAUUUUGUGGAUAAUUAAAUUUA
This is a messenger RNA of Perognathus longimembris pacificus (Pacific pocket mouse), 1815 nucleotides long. It is a transcript of the gene Cgrrf1, whose product is annotated as cell growth regulator with ring finger domain 1. NCBI's taxonomy places the organism in Eukaryota, Metazoa, Chordata, Mammalia, Rodentia, Heteromyidae. The transcript is spliced from 6 exons. Bases 144 to 1124 code for a protein of 326 amino acids. Gene Ontology annotation, biological process: negative regulation of cell growth. The record is from RefSeq and is a predicted model, not a curated record.